GGUCGUUUUUCACUGGCGCGGAUUGGAGACACGUACAGUACAAAUCUUGGUAUACUGUGGGAUUGUGGUCGCGUGGACUAAAGUUGAUCACUUGGGCUGGCUGAAGUCGAGAAGUGUUAGGUUUGCUUAUUUGGGACGAGCUGGAGAGAGGGUGUGUCCCCUCGACGGAUUUCUGGAGUGACCCAACUCAACUUUUGCAUUGCGGCACUGUUGGAUUGGGAUUUCUUUUCUUCCUUUUGUUUCUUUACAUUUUCCUCUAUUCAAAAUUUCGAUCGAUCAAAACAACUCCACCAAAAUCCACAACCUGUCUCAUUUCUCCCAGAGAGCAUUAGCCAACACCUCCAAACACAUGGAUACCAAUACUUCUUCACCCCUCCUCCGCCUCCCGCUAGAAAUUCGCCUCAUCAUCUACGAAUAUCUGCUCUUUCCUUCUGCCGUUCCAUCAUCCUCGCAUUCAACAUCGGUCACGAAUCUCCUUCCAAAUUACCACACGUACUACUCCUCAGACACCAAUUAUGAUCCUUUUACACUGUCUGUACGAACCGUAGAUCCCUACCUUACACCGCAGACUUCGCAAGGUUGGAGACGUCGAAGCACAUAUCACGUCCGGACCGGACCAUUCCUAACCACUACAACACCCACAACCUACCGCAUCCUCUUCUCCCCCUAUACUGCCCACCUGCGUCUUACUAUCCCCUCGCUUCUCUCUCUAAACUCCCAAAUCCACGCCGAAGCGUCCAAAGUGCUCUACUCAACCUACACCUUCGCCUUCAGCACUGCCAUCGAAGCCGUGAUUCCAUUUCUCUCGGACCUAACCCCGAUCGCGCGUUCCGCAGUGCGGAAUCUCAGUAUCACAAAAAAGGCGCUACCGUAUGCCAAGGAAUUCGAUCGCGCGGAAUGGAAUGCAGCGUGUGGGUUUCUGGCGAAGGAGAUGAGGAUGGGGUUGGGGCUGAGGCAUUUGAUGCUUAACGUUGUGGCCGGGAAUCCAAAUACCCUGACCAAUCCAGACGUGUCGGAUGCUUCAGACACUCCCAGCACAGAGGCACAGGUGGAGGAAGAAGCAGACUCCGUAACACCACUCUCAGCGCAGGAUUUCGCGCUCCUAUCGCGCAUGCGGCGGGAAUGGGGGACUGCUUACUCUUUGGGGGUGGAUUUGGAAUGGGCCGAGGAAGUUAUGGCGAUACGCGGACUCCGCAAGUUGAGUGUGAAGGCAUUGGUGGAGCAUUGUCCGCCGCCGAAGAGUGAGGGCAUGAAGUUCUGGGUUGCAUUUUCGAAGAGCGUGGAGCGGGGAUUUGCGGAAUGGGUGCGCGGGGUUAUGGUAGAAGGAUAGGAGUUGGGGUAGAUUGAGAGGUGGUUGAAGGAGGUCCAAAGGAUCUACCGCUUUUAAUGGGUUUGAGUUCAGUCAGAUCGGGGCACGGUUCUUGCUAGGUAGCGGGCAGAUGUGAAAAUAAACAAUCCAUGUAAGCGGACGCAUUGUGAGAAUUUUUACGUCGAAGGAAUGGUAUUAGGGCAACCAGGUCCACGGGUGCAAG
This is a messenger RNA of Lindgomyces ingoldianus, 1532 nucleotides long. RefSeq lists its product as uncharacterized. The coding region runs from base 350 to 1330 and encodes 326 amino acids. Lineage: Eukaryota; Fungi; Ascomycota; Dothideomycetes; Pleosporales; Lindgomycetaceae. The transcript has 2 exons. The record is from RefSeq and is a predicted model, not a curated record.